AUGUUUGUUGAUUAUUCAGGUUUACAGAGAUUUAGUAUUAUCAACGAGAAUUUUGGCAAUAAGUAUUUGCAAUUAUUGCGUUUCGAUGCCAUCCAAUCACCGGAAGAGAAGCUCAGAGAGCUGAAAGAGAACUCUAACGGUUUGGACAGCGUGCAUGCUGUUCGUUUGGAAGAUUUCAAGUUGGACUGGGGUAUAAUAGACUACAUGUAUAAGAUGUUACUGUGCAUUACACAAAUGCAAGAGGUAUCGUCAUUCAUUCGGAAGUGUCCAACUAUUUAUUUUGUUGAAAUGUUCGACCACCCAUGUCCUAUGAGCAGGUACUCCAUGGAAAACCUUUCAAGUUCGUUGCUCAAGAUGUAUCGAGAAAUACAGGAGGUGUAUGAUCGUAUUAAGAAUGAACUGUUGGAAGAGGUGAAACAACUUAUCGCAGAGUUGAAGCCAGACUAUGGAUUCACCGACUUUAGACAAUGGCACAUCCUUCAGAAGUACCUCUACUACGAGUGCUGCAGCAAUAUUCCAAAACAAGCGCUCCCCAAGACCAACGUUGUCCUCGUCCCAAAGGCGUUCCCAAAGCUCUACAUGGAGCAAGUUAACAAGAAUGGUUUCAUGAAGGCAAGUUCUAGGGUCCGCUUUUUCAUGUUUGAUACUUUAUCUGCUGAGCGAUCCUUCGAUCCAAUAAGCGUAGACGAUCUGAAGCUCAAAGCCCUAGGCGAUAAGGUGACAACCAUAUGGAAGGAAAAAGAUGAUAAGGCUGGUAUUGGAAGUGACACAGAACGAACCGCCAGUACAGAGCAAACAAAUAGAUCCUCGAGCAUGGGUUCGAUUGCAAAAGAACCCGAUUUCAUUAGACUCUUCAAAGAGCACGAUGUAAAUGUUGGUAUUAAUCGUCCAUCGGUAAGAUUUGAGCAACGCAGCGAAACUCUCGGAUCAAAAUGUAAAGAUGAAAGAUUGAAAUUGAGAGAAUAUUUCCAAUAUUCGAAAGAUAGAGACGACGCAUUUAUUUCUUCUGAGGGGAAGAGAUCUCCGAGUCCAAUAAGCCCUAUUUUGGAAGAGGAUGAAUCAGAAGUUGAUAAUUCAAGCUCAGACAGAAGCAAUGAAAAUGAAGUUUUUUCACCAUUGAGUUCAGGUAAUCUCCCAACUGCUUUGACACCAGAUAAUGGCUCAGAUUUAUCUAACCAUCAAAAGCAUCUCUUCUGCUACAAUGAUUGCUCGCCUUCGAUGUUCCCACCACCACCUGACUUACCUCCCAGUGCUUUUAAGGACUUUUAUGCACAUCAAUCAAAAAGGGAGGCAGUGAAAACAAAGUUGAGAGAAUAUGUCGCCAAACCAAUACAGAAAUGUUUCACCCGCAACUCUGAUUGCUCGGGCUUCGAUACAAAUGAUUCAUUUGCUCAAUUUGAAGGUGCUCCUUGGGACGAAAUGACCAGCAAAAAAUUCAUCAAGUUCAAGCUCAAAAAGUUCAAGAGGGAUUGCCGUUAUUACAAGCAAAUAGCGAAGCGAUUCUUUGAAGACAUUCAUGAUAGUAACUCAUCGCACAAAUUAUAA
Messenger RNA from Torulaspora globosa, 1545 nucleotides. RefSeq lists its product as uncharacterized. The transcript has a single exon. The coding region runs from base 1 to 1545 and encodes 514 amino acids. The record is from RefSeq and is a predicted model, not a curated record. Lineage: Eukaryota; Fungi; Ascomycota; Saccharomycetes; Saccharomycetales; Saccharomycetaceae.